CUGAGGUGGAGGCGGAGGGAGGCGGCGGCGGCGGCGGCGGCGAAGGAGGCGGCGGCGGCGGAGGGGGGAAGAUGGCGGCGCCCGUCCUGCUGAGAGUGUCGGUGCCGCGGUGGGAGCGGGUGGCCCGGUAUGCAGUGUGCGCCGCCGGGAUCCUGCUCUCCAUCUACGCCUACCACGUGGAGCGGGAGAAGGAGCGGGACCCCGAGCACCGGGCCCUCUGCGACCUAGGGCCCUGGGUGAAAUGCUCCGCCGCCCUUGCCUCCAGAUGGGGUCGAGGAUUUGGUCUUUUGGGUUCCAUUUUUGGAAAGGAUGGUGUAUUAAACCAGCCAAACAGUGUCUUUGGACUUAUAUUUUAUAUACUACAGUUAUUACUUGGCAUGACAGCAAGUGCAGUCGCAGCUUUAAUCCUCAUGACGUCCUCCAUCGUGUCUGUGGUGGGGUCAUUGUACCUGGCCUACAUUCUGUACUUUGUGCUGAAGGAGUUUUGCAUCAUCUGUGUCAUCACAUAUGUGCUGAACUUCAUUCUUCUUAUCAUCAACUACAAACGACUAGUUUAUUUGAACGAGGCCUGGAAACGGCAGCUGCAGCCUAAGCAGGACUGACAGCCUGGCCAGCUCCGGACUGAUGGCCUGAAGUCCCCUUUUCCAUUAAGUUUAUUUUGCAGCAGGUUUUGUUUCCUUUAUUUUUAAAUUCUUCACAACAGACACUUUCCCUGAGAAUCUUAAACUGAUUUUUUAAAAUCCUGUAAAUUAGAGGGGGCCCUAGCUAUUUUGUGUCAAUCUUCAUUUUAAAUAUGGAUACAAAAAAAAAAAGGAUAUGCCGAGCCAAUCAAAGACAAGCUUUAACUUUACUUUAAAGAUGUUUCUGAAAUAAUAAAAUGUAGCCCUAGCCCCCUGCCCUUGAUUGUAAAGUGAGCAACUAUUGCUAGUAAUUCUCUAAUGUGUAUAAAUUCAAUUUCAGGUAUAACAAAUGUGAUCAUGACAUGAAAAUAUUUUAGGAUAGAUACUGUAUUAAAUAUUGCCAUGUUUACAAUAUGUAAUAUGUUUUUAGCCGAUGGAUUUAAACAUGUAGGUUCAACUAGAAUCCAUUUAUGUGAUAUUUGUAAAUAAAGGUAGAAAUAUUGGAUCCAUCCCUGCAGAACUUACUGUACAGUUUAGUUGAAGUGUAGCGAUGAAGAAUUGUCAGCUCAACGUUGACCGAAGAAAUAGGGAAAAUAGUUAAGUCCAUACAGAGCAACUUGUGAAAAGUACUGACAGCUGUGGGUCCAGCACUGACAGCAGAAAUAAUAGGGUAGUUGGUUCCCUUUCAUCUCCUUCCUCAGAAAGGAAGAAACUAAAUUUGGACAUUCAAGUCAAGCUUGUGUCUAGUCAUAAAACUGGAUUGAGUAUAACCUUACCAAAUGAAGUCAUGUGACCAGACCAUGUCCAAGGCCUUCAGGACACUAAAAAUGGGGAAAUGGGUAGAUUUCUUUGGAGAAAAGUUGGAAACAUUAAUAUGGCAUUUUUAGGUAAAGUCUCUUACAGCAGUUGAAUUUUCAUGCAGAUAUUUUUCCUUAACAUCGGUGCCAGUCGACCAAACAGUAUUAGGACCUUGAAAUAACCAGUAUAAUCCCAGUUGCUCCAGAGUAGGAUUGCUCUUGGGUAGCUCUGUAGUAUUUCCUGUUUCAUUCUGCACUAAUUGGAUAUCUAGUUCUUAACUGUUUUAGAGUCAAUAUUAGAUUUGUAAUUUUAGGGCUGACAACGCUGCUCAGUUUGCUUAAUUGGGAGUAGUACAGGUAGAAAUAUCUGAAGGUGAAAUACACUAAUGGUGUCACUACUCUUUCUAGUAACUACGCAAUGCAUAGGUUUUAAAGGUGAUUUGAAUAAACCCAAAUGAAAUGUGACAGUAUGUUUCUAUGGUUAACACCUUAUACCAGAAUGUUAAAAGUGCCUUCUGUCUUAAAUCUCAAACCAAAUAUUUUGUGUGUUGAACUUGGGCAGAAGUGUCCUUCCUUCCUCUUACCAUGAAGUAGAAAACCUGCAUCAGUCUAUACAAAGGUUCUGUACGAUCAUUUUGUUCCUUAGAUUGAGAAAUAGUAGCAAUGCUUUUGCUUCCAAUUAGAUUAAUCAUUAUGUUAAAAAUAGACCGGUAACUUUUGAGUACUUUGAUAAGCCGCCUUUUUGAAGGGAGGGGACAGGCUCUGCUCUGUACACCGUACUGUGUAGAGUCAGCAACUGUUCAGCAGUUUCCAACUAACUGUCCUAAGUGACGCAAUGUAUUUUUCUGGCCCAAGGCAGGUAUCAAAUCUGAACUGUAAUGAACUUUCAACAGGUUUUAACCAGUUUUUGUAACAGUCGAAUUCAGACUUCAAGGCUGUUUUCCCAUGAAUGUGAAUAUUUCAAUGCCUGUUUUAUUAUGUAUGUAUUGUUCUUGUUUCUAGUUAAAGAACUCUAGAAAGCAUUGAUUGGAUGUCUGGUGUUUAUGGAGAAACAAGUCGUAAUGUUGAAGAACUUGUUCAAAGAGGUCAUCUUACAGCAGUGCUUCCAGGUCUGCCAAGCAGUUUACUGGUUCAUUCUUUGAGGCUCGAGUGGAAAGGGUUAACAGUGAAGACUUCUGUGGUAUAUAUAACACUGGUUGUGCUAAAUAAGUUCCUCGUGUCCCAAUUUCAAAUGGAUUUUCAUCAGAUUCUGUAUCCAUCAGCAGAGUAUAGUUAAAGCUUGUCUUGAUGUUGUGUUCUUGCAAAUGUCUUCAACUCUCAUAUGAUAAAAUGUAAAAAUGUCCAGCCAGACCCUGCAGGGUUUUCCUUUGCUUUCCUAAGCCUUGGGGGAAACACCACUGUUUCAGUUGUACAAAAAUUGUUGCCACAUUCCUAAGAGCCCAGUAGAAUUAAUAUCUUUUUUUUUUUUCUCCUCACUGAGCGAUGAAGGUGAGCUGCCUGAAAUAACAGCAUUGUAACGCCAGUAUGUCAGUAAGUAACAGGACCCCAGCGGUGUGUUGGGUUAUUUUUGCCCUGGAAGAAUUUAGGCUCCCCUCUACAUCCUCUCUUCCACUCCAAGAAGACACCAAGCUAUAAAAUCUUAGGAUCGUUAGGACUCAUUUAGACUGGAUAUUUGAAACACUGCAGUGUUACUAGCCACCAGCGUUGAAGAACAUUGGUGGGGCGGUGGGGAGAAUUGGAUUUCUGUUUUUUGCAGUAAUCCCACGCUUCCUGGUUUUGGGAUAAGUUGUAUGUAACAAAUGAAGCCUCUUAUUUACUUGGUAGUCAUUUCAUUU
Messenger RNA from Hyaena hyaena (striped hyena), 3252 nucleotides. RefSeq names its product vitamin K epoxide reductase complex subunit 1 like 1 (gene VKORC1L1). The transcript has 3 exons. Gene Ontology annotation, molecular function: vitamin-K-epoxide reductase (warfarin-sensitive) activity. NCBI's taxonomy places the organism in Eukaryota, Metazoa, Chordata, Mammalia, Carnivora, Hyaenidae. The coding region runs from base 72 to 602 and encodes 176 amino acids. The record is from RefSeq and is a predicted model, not a curated record. Gene Ontology annotation, biological process: vitamin K metabolic process; peptidyl-glutamic acid carboxylation.